Drosophila pseudoobscura is the source of this 4356-nucleotide messenger RNA. RefSeq names its product polycystine-related-Y (gene PRY). The record is from RefSeq and is a predicted model, not a curated record. The coding region runs from base 206 to 4294 and encodes 1362 amino acids. Gene Ontology annotation, molecular function: monoatomic cation channel activity; protein binding. Gene Ontology annotation, cellular component: plasma membrane. The transcript has 5 exons. Gene Ontology annotation, biological process: calcium ion transport. NCBI's taxonomy places the organism in Eukaryota, Metazoa, Arthropoda, Insecta, Diptera, Drosophilidae.
UACUCCUUUUGCAAGAUAGAGUGAUGCCACACUUGGUACCAAUCGAUUGGGCUAAUACCCAAUCCCUAGCUAAUACCACCUUACCGAUGUUUCCGAUCGACCCCUUUUCGGGCACACAAAGCAGCUAAUGCCUUAAAAGUUAAUCAAGUAUUUGGAAAGACAUUUGUUUGUUCCUGAAACAAACAAUGAUUGCUGGCUCUCAAAUAUGUUGAUGCAACAAUUGGUUUUUCUUAUAAGCUGUUUGUGCACUGUAGUAGUCGCGAAUGCGAAAAAUGAGUUGAAUGUUCAUGUGUUUAUUAACCGGUACAAUGCCUUCGGAAGAGCAAAUAUAAUCACGACCCUGGACUCCAUGCCAGAGACGUGGUUCACGACUAGGGUCACCAUGAAAGUGAGGAUUUUGGUUGACUACUUCCAGACAAACGUGACCGAGCACCAGGGGACUUUGUUCUGGUAUCGCACAGCAAACCUGUCGGAGACACUCGACUUCUAUGAUGUGAAGAUAGAAAAGGAUCUGCCCUACGUGAAGGGUCAUUUUCAUGUGUCGAGAGCCAACUUCUUUUCAAGCGGGCACUUCCUUAUCACGGCGAUCAUUACAACCGAGGGCCUGUACGACAAUGCGGUGACAGCAACGACAUAUACGAUUGUCAAGCUAAUGCAGGGCAAUGCCUGCGAGCCCAAAUUCGACAUUCCAAGCUGCUUCGACUCAAAUCGGCCCCAAUAUUACGAGACAUCCAAGGAAAUUGUCCUGCGAGCCAACUUCUCCCGGUUCUGCCCAAUGGAUACCUUCAUCCAAUAUCACUGGACCCUCCACGACAGUACCGAUGCGAAACUACUGCAGUUCCUGGGGGCCACCCUGAGGCCGGAGAUAAAACUGUCGCGGCAUCGUCUCAGCGUGCGCCAACAGUCGCCUCUGAGCCGCAUAGUUCUCGUGCGGCUGAACGCCAAAAUUGUGGGACGCCGCAUACCACUUGUGGCUCGGUGCUAUCUUUCCUUGGCGUCGCAACGACUCUUUCCUGUUAUUCGAGGCGGAAAUUACAGGAGGGUUUUCCGCGGUAAGACCAUCUCAAUCAGCGGCAGCCUCAGCAAGGAUCUUUCGCUUGCCCGGGAAGGACCCCAACACCUCGAAUACAAGUGGUCGUGUACCGCCAAAAUGAAGCAGCAUAAGAACGUCUGUAAGAAAGACAUGGGCACAAGAGAUCGCAUUAUUAUUCCACCGUACAGCCAACCGAAUAACCAGACACUCCACGUAGUACUGCUGAUACGUUCCGCCUUCGAUCCCAUCCGCACCGCCAGGUCGAAGCAGAAACUGGACUUUGCCCUCUCCCCUCAUCUGAUAAACCUGGAGGUUGCCUGCGUUCGGAACUGCGAGGAGAACAAGUACUAUCCGGGAAAACCCAUCCACCUGAUGGGCAAAUGCGAGGGCGUUGGCAACAAGAACAUUACCAAAUGGGAGUGGCUAGUGGAUAAUCUGCCAGUAGAGGGACAUGCAAACCGACUUAUUUAUACGGAAAGGGACAUGAACAAACAGAACGUUAGCAUACAUCUCAAUGUGGAAGCAGCCCAUCUAUACAACCCGAGCUACAACUAUUAUGGAGAGGACUGGAUAUUUUUGGAGAAAAACAUUGGCCCCACCGACACCAAGUGCACGAUAGUCCCGAGAGAUGGCUAUGCAUUCGAGACACUGUUCUUGGUCCAGUGCCAGAGAAGUCGAGCUCGCUUCAUGCCCCUUCGGUAUUGUGUUGAAGUCAGCCGCGUUCUCAUUAUCGACUGGCAGUCGACUCGGGAGAUGGUCGUUCGACUCCUUCCAACGAAUAAGGUUUACGUAAAGAUAUGCGAUAAGUUUGAUGUUUGUGAAAAUGUUGAGCUUAAAGUCCGGGUCCAGGCAAUACCCAUUCCAGAAAAGGAGCCCGAGAUCAUAACUGACCAUCUGGCUCGAGUGCGUCACUGGCUGGAGUACGCAGACUGGCAGAAGGCCUAUCCUCUGUUGAGUCUAAUAUCCAAAGCGAUCAAAACCAAGGAAAUGCUGGUUAUUUUCACGGAUACACUCGCCGCACAUGUGCCGCAGUCAACCGUAGAACUCACGCAGCUGGUGCGACUCACAAAGAACGUGGUGGUCACCAUUCAGCCACUCGAUGACAUGAAGGCUCUUAUAUUGGCCAGAAUGUUCCACAGAAUCACCUCAACGUACAAGCUGAUAGUCGAGAGCAACGAUCUCACUCUGCUGGACGAAUACUACGAGCAGAUGACGAGCGAUAUGUGCGACAUGCUGGACAUCAUAAACGCCGAGUGGGAGUACAUUCCCAAGGCGCACUGCCUCACGGAGUCGGAGUCGUGCAUAAACAUCAAUAACUUUGGAAAAAGACUGGAGCAACUGUCGUCCCUGCGACCGCUCCUGGAACAUGUGGACAACUGGAUGUACGCGUAUUGGAAGCUGAGCAACUGCCUCAUUUAUAUGGGGAUGGAAACGGCCCGUCGUCUCCACCCCCACGAGGGCCCGAGACUAAUUAAAAAGGAUAGUUUCACCAUCCACAUGGAGAGCUUUGAUCUGGACUACCAGCGCAGUCUCCGAUUCGAGUCUGCCGACUCGAUGCACACGCUCUCGUUUUCGCGGACUCUUCUUCGGGAACUGCGUCGGCGACUGCGACACAACGAAGUUCUGAUUUCUGUGCGCAGUCAUAAGAUCAGCCAGUACUGGUGGUACCCGAAGAAGCGAUCGCGAACCCAGGAGCUGGUCGUAAAUGCGUUUACGACCACUUCAAUGUUCCUACCGUCCGCACCGCUGUUGGAACCGCUCAAGUUCUUCGCGAGGCUAGAGAAUACCCCGAAGAUCGACAGCGCCGAACGGGACAGGCGAAGUGAACUCUUUGGCGGACCCGAGGAGGAGGCCUAUGCCGUUAUUCACGAUAAUGUUUACACCCCGUUCGAGGUUCGAAUGUACCGCACCGAAAUCUAUGCCAAGUCAGUGCUGAAGGUGACAUUUAUCCGAGCACAGAUAGACUACGACGUGCUGAUCCGUAUGACGAACGUACCCAAGUUGGAGGACAUGGACGUGAACGGCGCCACGUGUCGAGUGAAGUACGGCAUUGAGCAGAGAACCAAUUUUCUACUGAGAAAUCGCUGCGGUGAAGCGCGCUCGGCGUUUAUUUUUCUCCGUGCAUCCAAUCCAUCUGAGCCGUGGGAUACCUUUGAUCAGAACGGAGCCUACUUCUCGUUCGCCACCGAGAUCCAUAUCUGCCGAGCCUGGAACUCCUCGGGCACCGAGCAUAGCUGGCAGAAAAUAUCCUGCAUGCCCGAUAUGAUCAAAAGCACCAACUCGGGUGUGCACUGCAGCUGCAAUGUCAUUGGCGACUUUGAUGUGGAUGCCAUGCCCGUAAUCACCGUGCCCGUGAACAUCAAAUGCCACCUGGAUCGGCCAGUGGCGAGACGGCACUACGAUAUGCUUAUCGUGUACGUGCUCAUGACCGUGCUGACUGUAAUAUACAUAAUUCAUCACAUGAAGACAAUACGUCAUUGGGACAGGCAGCUGUGUGUUGUAGACUACUAUACGAGAGAGCUGUACUACCGUGGCGACAUCGUCCUCCGGCUCACCUUCGGUGGACGACUCAAUGCCGGCUCGUCGGGCAAUAUCAUAGUUUCAUUGAAGUCAUCCCAGGGGACUGUGCAAAUGAUCGUCUACCAAGACCCAAUCUGCAAAUCAUUCCUUCGAAACAGCACAGUAUCGUUCCGUAUUCAGCGUGAGCUCGUCCAGGUGCCCGCUGAGAUCGCGAUCGGCCAUGACGACUCUGGGAUAUACCCGCACUUCUUUUGUCGGACCGUUGUCCUUACCGAUAUGCACACCGGACAGACACAGACCUUCCUCAUUCAUAAAUGGCUGAGGGGUGCCCCGAACACCUCCAGAUACAUAUCAGCUCCGGUAUUUUACUUCGCGAAAACCACCGAAAAAGAGGUAUACCCUUGGCGCGGACGUUUCGCCCAUAUACUGGAAAUUUGCAUGGGAGGCUGGUAUCUGUUUCAACCAAUCAUCGGUCCCUGGCGCAUCGGAACGCACUGUUCUUCGUUCUGUCGCUGGGAGCGCAGUUGCAUUUUUAUAGUCAAGAUAUUUGUCACGAUUUGCAUUGUUGUUCAGUACUUUGGGCCAUCCUAUGUGGCCCUGUCCUGCGACCCGAGUCCGAAGAAAUACCACGACUUGUCUUCAGUAUUCUGGGUAGCCUUGAUAUGUUUUAUAACCACUGCUUUCUUACAAGCAGCUAUGGAAAAGACUAUCCUAUUAAUUGGAUACUAUGAUCAUAUUUAGCAGAAAGUAUGUGUGUGUUUUUACCCUUAUAAAAAUUUAUUGCAAUAUAUUUUGAAAAUAAG